This is a messenger RNA of Amoebophrya sp. A120, 3942 nucleotides long. The record is from the annotation of a GenBank genome assembly. NCBI's taxonomy places the organism in Eukaryota, Dinophyceae, Syndiniales, Amoebophryaceae.
UAGAGUAGUAUAGUAGUUUAGCUUUAGGUAGGUUUAGGCUGUUUACUUCAAAUGCUUUUAUUGUUGUAACUCUCUUCAUAGACAAUUAUAUGUAUAGUAUAUGCCCUGGCGCCCUAGGUCCCGAGCGCCGCGAUGACCCAAAAGGGGGCCCCAUCGCGGGCCUGCGGGGUCGGCCCACCUACGCCGUUUGGGGUGCAUAGACGGGGCGCUGCCUCAGGCAGCGGAAAAAUAAUCCCUAGCGGCUGGGCUUUUACUUUUCCUGCCUGCAGCCAGGCUCUAGCUGCUUGGCUUUUAUUUUUCCUGCCGCCCCCCCGUUUCUGAAAUGCAAAAGCAAAAGCAAACCGGAGCGCCCCAGAGGGUGGUCGGGCCCGGAGGGCAGGGGCCGUUGGGAAGUUGCUUGCUUGGCUGGGUGGGGUUGUGUGGGCCCUACGCGCUGGACACCCCGGCGGCCCGCAAGGGGGCUCGCUGCGUGCUUCGCGCAAGGCGUCAGGAGCCGGCAUCCGUCCCUGGGUGGUUUGGGUUAGGCCGCCAGGCAGCUUUUGGGUGUUUUUUCCAUCCCUGCUGCCCGUUGCGUGGCUGGCUGUCCGUGUGUUUCUUUGUUUCCUCCGAGAGAGUAGGCUCACUGCCGGCCUCUGGGCAUUUUGCUUGCCGCCCGCCUCUGCAACCCAAAAUGAACGAAGCGCCAACCCGCAAAGCGGGGCGGGGAAUGGGCCUCGGGGGGGGUGCUUCAGGAUGGACGGGCUUACGCGGGAGCGAGUGAAGCGCGUUCGCGCCGCGCGCCGGCCCGCCGUUCGUUCCAGCCGCUCGCCACCGAGCGGACCCCUCGCCACCGGGCGGAUACCCGCGCCGCCACCCCCCGCGCAGCGUGGCACUUUAUCCGUUUAGGCGCCACCAUUCUCUAUCCUUUUUGUGUACUAUUCACGCACGCAGAGUUCUCUGAAUGUAUUACGACUUGAGCGACUGCGCGCACACGCACCACAUGUCUUUUCGCAUUUUUUUGAUGCUGACGAGGUGCCUGGGAAUCGCGUCUUCCCGUGCGAGGAGAGACGCAAGCUUAGGCCUUCGCUCAGACAGCAGAUUGCGUUAUUUAUCGUCCGUAGCCAUUUUGGGUCAAGUACGAACUAGGACUGCGUGUAGUCGGGGUUAAGAAGUUUCACAGAGAAAAGAUGGCCUCCGCACUUGUAGGACGAUCCCGACGAACGAUCCCGACGAUCCCGACGAACGCGAAUGUGUUUUAGACCGUUCGCGGGAGCACUUUUUGUGUAAAGCUUUUCCUUCGUGACCUUCUCCUGCCCCUCUUUCUUCCAGGGUGUUGUGGUAUAGCUUGCGGGACGUCGAUGGAUAGGGUUGGCUUUCACGCCGAAGGGCUUCUCGACAGCGCUUCGGAAGGUGGAUUCCGAUACUCCAAAGGGCCUGCAGUAAAGCAAGCCAACUCAAGAGGGCCCGGGUCGAGGAAUCUCCUUUCGCCAGAUUCAAAAAAUAGUUGGAAAUAAGUUGGAAGCCAACUUUUUUCUGUUUCCCAUACUAAGAAUCCCUGAUCCAACUAAUUUUGAGUUUGUCUCCAACUUAUUCCCAACUAUUUUUUGAAAUUGCCCAGGGCCGCCAAUUUCUUUUUGAAUUGUCUCGGGGCCGCCAAUUUCUUUUUGAAUUCCAUCGCCCCCGCCAAUUUCUUUUUGAAUUCCGUUCAGGCCGCCAAUUUCUUUUUGAAAUUGCUUCGGGCCGCCAAUUUCCUUUUGAAAUUGGGCACUCUGCGUGAUCGCUCUGGCAUUGGUGUGGGUUGUGGCAUGGCAUAUUAUAUGUUAGGCACCAAUAUUAAGGCCCGAGCAAUCGAGGGGAGAGGUUGCAUCUGGGCCAUCUUUCGGCCGCCUCAGGAAUGGAAUUGUGUUUGCCCCAUGCGUCGUGGCUUUGGGUGGAUGCGGUGUCUGUCAGCUGGAUUUUCGAUGGACCCUGGCGGUUCAAUCUUGAGCCGCCAUGCCAUGGCCCAGAGCUUGUGGCCUUGCCAAUUCCAAGCCAAACACCCCCCCAAACUAAUGACACGCAUUUAAAUGGUGGCGUUGCGUUUUUCAAGCGAAAUGCUCCGCGUAAGCACACGGCAUAGGGCUUGUGGAUGGUCCACAACCGGGGCGCGUCGUUCAUUUUGUUCGAAGAUUCGGCAUUUUCAUGGGCAGCCAAAAGUCAAAAGCCUUGACUUUUUGAAAUCAUUUUGAAAUCAUUUUGAAUAUGAAUUAACGCUAAGGCGCUUUGUGAUUAAGAGAAAAGAUGGCCUUCGCACUUGUAGGACGAUCCCGACGAACGCGAAAGCACGCUGGGAGUCCGCUCCCUGACCGUGGAAGGAGUAGCGCUGCUGCCGCUGAUUUCUCCCCUUCGUUCCUGGCACUUCUAGUGAUUUUUUAUCACCUUCGUUCCGGGGUUACAGGGCUCGAUGUGCUAGACCACACAAGCUCCACGAAGGAGAUCGCAGCCUGGGCCGUCGAGACUGGGAGGUCGCCGAGUGGGAGGCGAUUGCGACAGGAGAAGGAACCCCUGCAGCCGAGCGCGAGCGAAUCGAGCCCGAGCGCCACCAAGAUGGAGGAGCUUGCGGCGAGGGGGCACAGCCCGACCCAGUACCUUUUGGACGCGAAUGGCGGGGGCGAGGCUGUGGCCAAGGUCACCAGUGCAGCGUCGCGACACGGGCAGCCGGAACCAACCGCGGAUGGCCAGAACCCGUCGCACCUGCAACGCCGAGGUAAGAACUUCGCGCACAGCUCCGCUCCGGCAACAAGAGGUCCACCCGCAGCGAAGAGCAAGAGGAAGGAAAACGCGGGUGGUUACGUGAAUGCCACCGAAGAACAAGCGAGUCCUCUCGGCAGCACACGAACGACAGCGAAAACGAACAGCACAUCUGUCGGAGAUCCUAGCAGACUGCAGGGGGAACCGGCCGCGAAGCGGGGAACUGCUCGCGAGAGCGUUGUACAGCAGGAGCAGAGACGAAGCCGUUCUGCGGGCACCGGGGGCGCGCGAGGAUCGCGAGCCGCGUCGAAGUCGAGCGGCGCGCUGACUGUCACCGCUGCCACAGCAUCCAGCGAGUAUCCCUUCCAGGCCGUCGAAAAUUUGAUUGACGGCGACCUCGGAUCAAUUGCACACACCGGGGACAGCGGACGCACGUGGGGCAGUGGAACAAAGUCCGAGGCGCAGAAGUGCCCCUGGUUUCAACUCGACUUGGGCGCCGCGAAGACUGUGGACAAGGUGAAGCUCAGUGCGGAUUUGCACUGGCCGCGGAUGCGGCGUUUGUUGUAUGUCAUGCCGCUAAAAGCUUCGGGUGAGCCGGAGUUCGACGACAGUGCGACCGAUAUGGUGGUUGACGAUGGAACGCGGGGCGGCGUGCGUGUGCUAGUGUCGGACUCGCCGCGCGACCGAGCAGAUACGUCGGCGUUGACAGCAUUUACGGAGGGGAACGAGGACCUGGAACUCUGGAUGGGCACUGCGGCGGGGUCCUUUUGUCUGGCGCCGCCUGAAGGUGCGGAGUGUGAAACGAUCCAGUGUGAGGAUCCAGCGAACUGUCUCGAUCGCUUCGCUCCGGAAUCUGACCCCCACGCAGGGGUCGGCACUGCCGUGGUGGAUUGCAAAGGCAAGCAGGGCCGUUAUGUGGUGAUCGAGCUUCCGGGCGCCGAUGCUAGCGACGCGCCGGCUGAAAUUCGUGCCCUUGCUCUCCGCGAGGCUGCAGUCGAGGGCGGGCCCGCGAAACCAGUGCAGAGCUCUACGUACCUCUACCACUGUUGCGCCGGCGUCAGAACCAGAAGCCUCCGCGCGGGCAGUGGCAGCGACUUCCCCCAUCCUCUUCGGCAUCGUGCUCGUCGCGCAGAUUCUGACCGGCGCGUAGCAGACGUCGACAGCGACAGAGGAGCCGCUUUGUCCGAGCGAAUUUCAAUCUUUUUUAGAACUUUGAAGCCAGUGCCAAAAUAA